UUUUUUUUUUUUUUUUUUUCUUUUUUUUUUUUUUUUUUUUCUCCUUUUUUUUUUUAACUUCCUCUCUCUUCGCCUAUACCGGAUUUCUCCGUGGCUGGACUCUACUCGUCUGGAUUUAGUUGGAGAAAGUUCCGCGUUUCUUCUCUCCCGGUGCGCGCGGUCUCGCACCUGGACAGGUGAGCUCCCUUUUUUCUCCCCGCGCGCCGGCCGAAGCCGAUAAGAAGACCCCCCCCCAAAACCCCCCUCCCUUCCCCGGUCCCCCUUUCCCUACCCUCCCCCCCACCCGCCCCCCUAAGAUGUCCAAACCGGCCGACCACAUCAAGCGGCCCAUGAACGCCUUCAUGGUCUGGUCCCGGGGCCAGCGGCGCAAGAUGGCGCAGGAGAACCCCAAGAUGCACAACUCUGAGAUCAGCAAGCGUCUGGGCGCGGAGUGGAAGCUCCUGUCCGAGUCCGAGAAGCGGCCCUACAUCGACGAGGCCAAGCGGCUGCGUGCGCAGCACAUGAAGGAGCACCCGGACUACAAGUACCGGCCCCGGCGCAAGCCCAAGAACCUGCUGAAGAAGGACCGGUACGUGUUCCCGCUGCCUUACCUGGGCGACACGGAGCACCUGAAGGGUCUGCCGGUGUCCGCCGCCGCCGCGGCCGCGGCCGCCGCCGCCGCGGACUCCCUGCUGAGCGCCUCGGAGAAGGCGCGCGCCUUCCUGCCCCCGACCUCGGGCCCCUACUCCUUCCUGGACCCCAGCCAGUUCGGCCAGAAGAUGGGCGAGAUGCCGCACUCCCUGGGCGCCGGCUCGCUGCCCUACGCCUCCUCCCUGGGCUACCAGAACGGCGCCUUCGGCCCGCUGGGCUGCCCCACGCAGCACACCCACACCCACCCGUCGCCCACGAACCCGGGCUACGUGGUGCCGUGCAACUGCAGCGCCUGGUCCACGUCCACGCUGCAGCCGCCCGUGGCCUACAUACUCUUCCCAGGUAUGACCAAGACUGGCCUCGACCCGUACUCGUCCGCGCACGCCGCCGCCAUGUAACCGCGUCGGCUAUGCAUGCGCAGACGCGCGCACACGGACAGAAAUCACGCGCGUUUUUGGACUUUAAACAACAACAAAAAAAAGGAAAAAAAAAAAAGUUCCUGAGGGGACUUUGAUGUAAAUGUUUAUAUGGCCGCCGCGGGAAAAAGGAGGCCUUCAACUUUAUUUAUUGUGUAAAUGUCUUUUCAUUUGGCGCAAUCAUAUUUGAUAUGAAAUACGGGUUUUAUUGUUUAUAAUCACACUUUAUUCUUUGACCCACUUGUGAUUCUCUGCUGGAAAAGAACAACAACAAAAAAAAGACUUGCACGCUCGUUUUUUUUUGAAAUGGAGAUUUUUCUGAUUUUUUUUUGUUGUUUUUUGUUGAUUUGCUGACAAUUUGGAGGAGUUGAUGUGUAUUUUCUAUCUAAUAUUUCAUGUAAUCUAGAAGGUUCCAGAGAGAAUCCAAUAAAGACAAUCCGUCUUCACCCCCCACCUCCCCCCCUGCACCAUUAUUGGGACGGCGCUCAAGCAGAAAUACACGGAAGGGACGGCUUAAAAUGACUAAGUGAUGAGGAAAAUUAGUUUGAAAUUCUUGUCAUUUUUUUCCUAGAAUUUUAUUUUUUUUUUUUAAAUGAAGAGGGAAAAUAUGUAUUUCAUGCUGUAUAAUUAUUUAAAACAACUUUAAUGACUAGAAAUUA
Messenger RNA from Entelurus aequoreus (snake pipefish), 1705 nucleotides. Its product is annotated as transcription factor Sox-14. Gene Ontology annotation, biological process: regulation of DNA-templated transcription; anatomical structure morphogenesis; cell differentiation. Gene Ontology annotation, molecular function: RNA polymerase II cis-regulatory region sequence-specific DNA binding; DNA-binding transcription factor activity, RNA polymerase II-specific. Bases 297 to 1028 code for a protein of 243 amino acids. The record is from RefSeq and is a predicted model, not a curated record. NCBI's taxonomy places the organism in Eukaryota, Metazoa, Chordata, Actinopteri, Syngnathiformes, Syngnathidae. The transcript has a single exon.